Pelobates cultripes (western spadefoot toad) is the source of this 1201-nucleotide messenger RNA. Lineage: Eukaryota; Metazoa; Chordata; Amphibia; Anura; Pelobatidae. The record is from the annotation of a GenBank genome assembly.
GUAGAAUAUCGUCGCACCACACUAGCAUACCAUAAAAUACCUCCAUGCCAUACAGCCUGCUACCUUACCGUACAAUACCUCCACACCAUACAGCCUGCUACCUUACCGUACAAUACCUCCACAUCAUACAGCCUGCUACCUUACCGUUCAAUACCUCCACAUCAUACAGCCUGCUACCUUACCGUACAAUACCUCCACACCAUACAGCCUGCUACCUUACCGUUCAAUACCUCCACAUCAUACAGCCUGCUACCUUACCGUACAAUACCUCCACAUCAUACAGCCUGCUACCUUACCGUACAAUACCUCCACACCAUACAGCCUGCUACCUUACCGUACAAUACCUCCACACCAUACAGCCUGCUACCUUACCGUACAAUCCCUCCACACCAUACAGCCUGCUACCUUACCGUACAAUACCUCCACACCAUACAGCCUGCUACCUUACCGUACAAUACCUCCACACCAUACAGCCUGCUACCUUAUCUUACAAUACCUCCACACCAUACAGCCUGCUACCUUAUCGUACAAUACCUCCACACCAUACAGCCUGCUACCUUACCGUACAAUACCUCCACACCAUACAGCCUGCUACCUUACCGUACAAUACCUCCACACCAUACAGCCUGCUACCUUACCGUACAAUACCUCCACACCAUACAGCCUGCUACCUUACCGUACAGCCUGCUAGCUUACCGUACAAAACAGCCACACCAUACAGCCGGCUACCUUACCGCACAAUACCUCCACACCGAACAACCAGCUACCUUACCAUACUAAACUUCCACACCAUACAGCCUGCUGCCUUCCCGUACAAUACCUCCACACCGUACAGCCUGCUACCAUACAAUACCUCCACACAAUACAGCCUGCUACCUUACCGUACAAUAACUCCACACGGUACAGUCUGCUACCUUACCGUACAAUACCUCCACACGGUACAGUCUGCUACCUUACCGUACAAUACCUCCACACGGUACAGUCUGCUACCUUACCGUACAAUACCUCCACACUGUACAGCCUGCUACCUUACCUUACCUUACAAUACCUCCACACCGUACAGCCUGCUACCUUACCGUACAAUACCUCCACACGGUACAGCCUACUAGCUUACCGUACAAUACCUCCACACAAUACAGCCUGCUACCUUACCGUACAAUACCUCCACACGGUACAGUCUGCUACCUUACCGUACAAUACC